Messenger RNA from Vigna angularis (adzuki bean), 908 nucleotides. RefSeq names its product thaumatin-like protein 1. Gene Ontology annotation, cellular component: extracellular region. The coding region runs from base 35 to 763 and encodes 242 amino acids. The record is from RefSeq and is a predicted model, not a curated record. Lineage: Eukaryota; Viridiplantae; Streptophyta; Magnoliopsida; Fabales; Fabaceae. Gene Ontology annotation, biological process: defense response. The transcript has a single exon.
CACCAUUUCUCGAAUCCACACUCAACACAUAAACAUGCCUCACUCACACUCACUUUGCUCCCUUUUCAUCCUUGCCUCAUUAUCUCUCGCCACCGCUGCAAACUUCGAGAUCGUCAACAACUGCCCAUACACGGUGUGGGCAGCAGCCAGCCCCGGCGGCGGGCGGCGCCUGGAUCGCGGGCAGACGUGGAACCUGUGGGUGAACCCGGGCACUGCCAUGGCCCGCAUAUGGGGCCGCACCGGGUGCAACUUCGACGGCAGUGGGCGCGGGCGGUGCCAGACCGGUGACUGCACCGGCGGCCUGAACUGCCAGGGCUGGGGCGUCCCUCCGAACACCCUGGCGGAGUUCGCCCUGAACCAAUUCAACAAUAUGGACUUCUACGACAUCUCCCUGGUGGAUGGUUUCAACAUCCCGAUGGACUUCUACCCCGUGAACGGUGGGUGUCAUAGAAUCAGUUGCACUGCAGACAUUAAUGGGCAGUGCCCUGGCCCAUUAAGGGCCCAAGGUGGAUGCAACAACCCAUGCACUGUGUUUAAGACGAACGAGUAUUGCUGCACGAAUGGGCAAGGAAGCUGUGGGCCGACAAGCUACUCUAAGUUCUUCAAGGAGAGGUGCCGUGAUGCUUACAGUUACCCUCAGGAUGACCCUACAAGCACAUUUACUUGCCCUGCUGGCUCUAAUUACAGGGUUCUCUUCUGUCCUCUCGGGGAACCUCUUCUUCCUCUUCACAUGCUUCCUGAUAAUACCACUAAUCAAUACUGAAAUAACCGUACCAACUCUCUGUAGAUCCUUCGAUGGGUCUACCCACAUGGAAAUGGAGUUUCCUUUAAAACUUCAUUUUUAUCAUCAAUAAACUUUGUACUGUCAUCAAAUUCACAAAUGAAAUCUCUGUAACUCAAUUUUCUAA